CGCGAAGGAGGCGGCGGCGGCGGCGGCUUCAGCCAUGUCAGCGGGCGGCUCGGGGCAGCGGGAGCCGGGGGCUUCGGGCGGGCGCCGGAGCAAAUGGGACCAGCCGGGCCCUUCGCCGGCUCUCUUUCUCCUUCCUGCUACCACCCCUGUGGCCGGCCGUCCCAUCCAGGGCAGCGGUGACGGGAUGUUGGGCUCGGAAGGUUCGGCGGCUCCUUUGGGAGCCUUGGAUGCCGCGGCGGCGGUGGCCGCGAAAAUCAACGCCAUGUUGAUGGCAAAAGGGAAGCUGAAGCCCUCGGCCAACUCCGCAGACAAGCUCCAGGCUCCAGGCAAAGGUCCGUCGGCAAACAAAAGCAAAGAUGAUCUCGUGGUGGCGGAAGUGGAGAUCAACGACGUGCCACUCACGUGCCGAAAUCUCCUAACAAGAGGACAGACGCAGGACGAGAUAAGCAAGCUCAGUGGGGCAGCAGUCUCCACUCGGGGACGAUACAUGACCGCGGAAGAGAAAAUCAAAAUUGGCCCUGGGGAUCGUCCCCUGUACUUGCACGUCCAAGGACAGACGCGAGAACUGGUGGACAGAGCUGUCAACCGGAUCAAAGAAAUCAUCACCAACGGCGUCGUCAAAGCAGCCACCGGGUCCAGCCCCACCUUCAACGGGGCCACGGUGACCGUCUAUCACCAGCCCGCCCCCAUUACUCCCUUGCCCCCAAGCGUGGGGCAAAAGACGCCCUUCCAGUCUGGCGGAAUGCAUUACGUCCAGGAUAAGCUGUUUGUGGGGCUGGAACACGCGGUGCCCACGUUCAGCAUCAAGGAGAAGGUGGAAGGACCGGGCUGCUCGUAUUUGCAGCACAUCCAGAUAGAAACGGGGGCGAAGGUGUUCCUUCGGGGGAAGGGCUCCGGCUGCAUCGAACCCGCGUCUGGCCGCGAAGCUUUCGAACCCAUGUACAUAUACAUCAGCCACCCCAAGCCAGAAGGCCUGGCAGCAGCCAAAAAGCUUUGCGAGAACUUACUACAGACUGUCCACGCCGAAUACUCGCGAUUUGUAAACCAGAUAACCACUGCGAUGCCCUUAACAGGAUUCGCGCAACCAGCAACCAUCGCAACUGUUCCCCCCCAGCCGCCAUACUACCCCCCCAACGGCUUCCAGGCGAGCUACCCCAUGGCUCCGCCCCCUCAGCAGCCGGGCCAACCUCCUUACGUGAUGCCGGGCAUCGGCCCUCCGGCGGUUCCCAUGGCGCCCGGGGUACUGGCCCUCCCCACCAGCGUCCCUCCCGUUCCCACCCAGUACCCGAUUACGCAAGUCCAGCCCGCAGCUACCACCAGCCAGACCCCGCUCACCGCUCCUUUCUUGCCUGCUGCUCCUGGAAAGACCCCCCUGCCGAGUGGGACGCAGCCCCCGAUGCAGCCCCUUCCUCAACCGGGCCAAAAACGACGGUUCACCGAGGAGCUUCCCGACGAGCACGAAUCCGGAUUGCUGGGAUAUCAGCAUGGACCCAUUCAUAUGACUAAUUUAGGUACAGGAUUCUGCAUCGCGACGGAAAUGGAUAGGACCGGCCCGAAGCCAGCAGGUUCCUCAGGAAAGGAGAGAGAGAGGGACAGGCAGCUGAUGCCACCGCCGGCGUUACCAGUGACCGGGAUGAAGCCGGAGUCUGACGACCGAAACGGGUCCUUGGGGGGCAGCAACGAUCAUCCGUCCAAGAAGAUGAAAAGCAGAGAAAAGGAACUGGGGCUGGUGGCGUACACCGGCGACUCGUCGGACGAAGAAGACGACCACGGGGGUCUCAAAAAUGCAAGUAGCUACUCCCAAACCUGGAGGUUAGGGUACCAGUAUCCCUCGUCGCAGCAACGGGUGAAGCAACAGAUGCCGUUCUGGAUGGCCCCUUAGGGUCCCCGUCCCACCCGCCCCGGUCUUCGCCCUUCCGUCUGGAGCAAUAAAAAAACCGCAUGUAUUCCGAUCAAAGACAAGUCCGUGCAAACGCAGAAGCUCGUGUCCCCCUCCCCCUCCUGCUCUCUGCACAUGCUUGUGAGAUGCAGUACGCCUCUUUUUUUUUUUUUUUUCCCCCUCUCCUUUUUUUUUUUGUGUGGCUGGACUGUUUUCCACACCUCCUCCUCCCCCUCUCCAUCCCUCCCUUUCCCUCCUGAACGUCCGCCAUUUGGAGUGACUCGGGGGGGACGGACGGACGACCGCCGGCUACUUUGGCGAUACGACGGCCCAUCCUCCGUGUGAUUCCCUCGCAAAGGAGCGUCCUCGCCUCGCCUGGGCUCUCCCGAAUCUUCUCCGCAAGCAGCUUUUUUUUUGGGAAACGGCGUUUGGAAGAGGCGCCAGCCAGCCAGCCCGCUUGCCCCACGCCACGGCUGCCCUUCCGUGUUCGUUUCUCGCCGGGAAGGGAAGGAUUUUUUUUUCCCCUCCUCCGGAGCUGUGUGUGUGUAUGUGAGACGCUUCUCGCCUUCUGGAACGGAGAACGGAAAACCUUUCACUGGAUCGUUCGUUUUUUUGGACUCUAGAAUCCUUUCCCAGAAGGGAUUUCUGUUCCUUUUUUUUUUUUCCCAGCAAUUUAUUUUGAUUUUAUUUUAUUUUUUUUAGCAUUAGAAAACGCAGCUUUUGUUAGCUGUGUAGGCUACCGUUUAGAUUCCGGAUGGAGUUCUUUCGCCUGGCUGAUAAAAAAACCUUUUCAUCUCUUGGCCUUCCUCCGUGUUUAUCGAGCCUCCUUAGGCAAGGAACGGCACACAACGUUGUGGAAUUCAGACAAUUCAGCUCUUCGAAUUCAGCCCUGUGGGGUUUUUUUUAAAAAUUUUAUUAUUUUUUAAUCCCGGCUUCCUCCACCAACAACACCCGAGUUUCCAUUUUGCCAUUGGUUACCAUCUCCUCUUCUGUUCCAAAUUGGCGAGCGGCCGGCCAGAUUUUGUUUUUUGUGGUGGUUUUCCCUUUUUUUAAAAUAAUAAUAAUAAUAAUAAAUAAUAAUACAUCUUCUGGAAUGGGUAGAAGGCAGUCCUAGCCGAAAAAUUAGGAUUGUGGUUCAGAACUAACCGGCUUUUCACCCGGACUGUUACCUAAGUAAAAUAUGGGGUUUAAUUAUUAUUUUUCUGCACGAUGAAAUGCGCAGUCUUGGGAACGGGGAACCGCAGACUGACUCAAGCUCUCUCUCUCUGUGUGUUCAGACCGCAAAAGAAUAUUUUAAAAUAAUUGGAACAAGCGCUGGAUUAUUAUUUUCUUUUCUGGCAGGUUUGCUUCGCCCCAAACCAAACCUCUCCACCCUCAAACCUCACUCUCUGUUCUCUGAUUUUUCUACAUGUUGUAAAUAAAUUAAACCAUAAUUUCACGAUAAAUGUACAAAUCUCCGACUUC
This is a messenger RNA of Pantherophis guttatus, 3343 nucleotides long. NCBI's taxonomy places the organism in Eukaryota, Metazoa, Chordata, Lepidosauria, Squamata, Colubridae. The record is from RefSeq and is a predicted model, not a curated record.